AUGCCUCCGAUCCCCUCACGGGCGCACUCGCCACGUUCUCGAUUUCUUGAUCCAUCCCUAAACCUACACGACCCGCUUACUCUUCACACCUAAUCUCUCGCGUCGCCCGUUCGUUCUUGUCUGGAUCCUUUUUCUUGUUCGUGGUCUCUUGCUUCCUCUCCCAUUCCUUCGAGGUUUUAGGGUUUGGGGGGCGGGCGAAUCGGGGUCGCAGGUUGCGACUUCGAGUUCGAUCCUAAGGGUUUUUAAUCUGGCUGCGGCCGCGUGAUUUUACUGGAUCCGUGGGCUACGAUUCUUACGUCGCUUGUUGCAGCAGGAGGGCUGUUUCUCCGCCCACGAACCACUGAUGGUCCCCAGCUUAUGGAAGAUGCCCGAUCAUGUUUAUACUUCAACUUAGAGUUUUCUAUCUAUCUGUAGUAGAUGCAGCACUGUGAACAAAUGGAUCUGUAGGGUAAUAUCAAUUCUACUUCAAUACCCAUGAUCUUUCACAAGUUAGAGGAUCAGGUAGCCUGUCUUCUUCAAGUUUUGUUGCAGAAGUGACUGCAAAUCACACACUUUCUUAGUCUAUGGAUAUCAUUGAGAUUGAUUCCACAGAUAGUGAAGAUGAUUUUGAGAUUGGAUCUGUAUCAUCAGAGAAAUCCUUUACUGAUGGCAUUAUGGAUAAAUGGGGACAUAAUUCACAAGGGAUGUCUAAUCAGAACAGUGAUGCGUCUGCGAAGUUCCCGACUCAUUCUAGUGAUAAUAAUGAUUGUGGAACAUCGAUGCCACAAUCUACUGCAGGUUCCACAUCAUUUACUAAAACAUCUGGUGCUAGUACGGGAAACCAUGUCAGAAGCAAUGGGAUAGGUGAAGUAAGACUUUCAGAUCAUGAAAGGCUAGUUGAUACUGGAAGAAAGUUAGAUGUUAUGGACGGACACAAUCUUCAUGAAAAUCUGUACAAUGUUGUUCCUAAAAGAUCUCUUCCAGCAUCUUUUCUUUCAUCUGUGAACAGAACUGCACCAAAAGGUUCUUCAGACGUGAAAGACAGAAGUCAGAUUUAUAAUAAAGAAAAAAUGCAUGCUUCUAUAAGACCUGAUUAUGAUGGCAUGAUGAAUGUUGCACUUAAGAGAAAUGGUGAGACUGACACAAGUAAAAAUGGACAUAGGAUUUUACCUUCAUCUUUUGCUGGAGGAGAUGCAGUUGAUGCUUUAGCUAAAUUUCAACCACCAACGUUUGUGGAUGAAAAGUUCCAUAACAUGCCAAAAGCUUCAGUGGAGAGUAGAGAUGCUUUGCAUAUUCUUGGAAAUGUCAUCACAAAUAGGAUGUUGCCUUCAACAUUGUUAUAUGGAAAAUCGGUCAACAAUUUGCAGCCGCCUGGCACCAGUGAUGGACAAAAGCACUUGGGCCUAGUAGACGAUAGGCGCAUUGAACAUGAUGAGAGGCAUAUAUAUCAGGAAGCAUUGCAGAAUCUUGGUCAACCAAGAUUAGAAGAUGACCUGCCUGAGGGGCUUCUGGCUGUUCCUCUCUUAAAGCACCAGAAAAUAGCCUUAGCUUGGAUGGUUCAGAAGGAAAAAAGUACUCAUUGUGCUGGUGGAAUUCUUGCAGAUGAUCAGGGACUUGGUAAGACUAUAUCAAUGAUUGCUUUAAUACAGAAGCAAAUGUUGAUAUUAGAUGAAGCUCAAACCAUAAAGAAUCACAGAACUCAAGUGGCUAGAGCCUGCUGUGGUCUUCGAGCCAAAAGAAGAUGGUGCUUAUCAGGAACACCCAUGCAGAAUGCAAUUGAUGAUCUUUACAGUUAUUUCCGCUUCCUGAAGUAUGACCCUUAUUCUGUCUAUAGUUCCUUCUGUGCUUCUAUAAAAUAUCCGAUAUCUAAAAAUACAAGCAGUGGAUAUAGAAAACUUCAGGCUGUUCUCAAAGCUGUACUUCUUCGACGCACAAAAGGAACACUUAUUGACGGGGAGCCGAUUCUCAAGUUACCUCCAAAAUCAAUUUGCCUGAAAAAGGUAGAUUUUUCUCACGAGGAACGAGAAUUUUAUUUAAAGCUGGAGGCAGAUUCACGCCAACAGUUCAAGGACCCACCAGAGGAUGCUGUUGUGGCAAUGUGUGGGCAUGUUUUCUGCUAUCAGUGUAUAUCUGAGCGUUUAACUGGUGAUGAGAACUUGUGUCCUGCACCUGGUUGUCGAGAUGUACUUGGUACUGAGUCCAUUUUCUCCCGAAGUACAUUAAAAAGUUGUAUAUCUGACAAUUUUGAUGAUGAAGCUUCGACUAGUUGUUCAUUUGAUGAUGGAUCAAUUGUCCAUAGUGGUUACAUCUCUUCCAAAAUCAGAGCAGCUCUAGAUAUACUAAAGUCAAUCUCUUGUCCAAGUUCUGAAGUACAUAAUCUCAUGAUAUGUGGUUCCAAGUCCGAUGCCAAUUCUUCUGAUCAUAUUUCCACUCUGUUAAACUCAAAUGCUGACAUGCCAGCCAAGGCUAUUGUUUUCUCCCAGUGGACCAGCAUGCUCGACUUACUUGAGCUUUCAUUGAAUGAGUGUCUUAUACAGUAUCGAAGGCUAGAUGGGACAAUGUCUCUCAUGUUACGAGACAAGGCUGUGAAAGACUUCAACACUGAUCCAGAGGUAACUGUUAUGCUCAUGUCACUUAAAGCAGGAAGCCUUGGCCUGAAUAUGGUGGCUGCUUGUCAUGUAAUUCUUCUUGAUCUUUGGUGGAAUCCAACUACUGAAGAUCAAGCAAUUGACCGAGCGCAUAGAAUUGGGCAGACUCGUCCUGUGACUGUUUCCCGAAUAACUAUUAAAGAUACAGUCGAAGAUCGGAUACUAGCUCUUCAGGAGGAGAAGAGGAAGAUGGUUUCUACUGCUUUCGGAGAAGAUCAAACUAGUUCUCAUGCAACUCGUCUCACUGUGGAAGAUCUUAGGCGGUUAUUUAACUGCUUUGACGACUGAGUUUUGGCAUGAAUCAUAGUAGUAGUUGAUUCAUAUCUUUUUGGAUGUGAAUGAAUAGGAUUGUUGGCUAAUUUUUUGAGAUGUGCUC
This is a messenger RNA of Musa acuminata subsp. malaccensis (wild Malaysian banana), 3003 nucleotides long. Lineage: Eukaryota; Viridiplantae; Streptophyta; Magnoliopsida; Zingiberales; Musaceae. The record is from RefSeq and is a predicted model, not a curated record.